Betta splendens (Siamese fighting fish) is the source of this 1401-nucleotide messenger RNA. RefSeq names its product RAB25, member RAS oncogene family b (gene rab25b). Gene Ontology annotation, biological process: exocytosis. The record is from RefSeq and is a predicted model, not a curated record. Gene Ontology annotation, molecular function: GTPase activity; GTP binding. Bases 262 to 888 code for a protein of 208 amino acids. Gene Ontology annotation, cellular component: recycling endosome. The transcript is spliced from 5 exons. NCBI's taxonomy places the organism in Eukaryota, Metazoa, Chordata, Actinopteri, Anabantiformes, Osphronemidae.
CGCCUGCUGCAGCAGAGCAACCUGGAGACACGCUGCAUGUGUUGUUCAAACAAGCCAGCUCUGUGUUUCCGUGCACAGGGAAGGGUAGUGAAGGGCAAACGCUAUCAAAACGUUUUCUUGCUGCUUUCUCUCCCGAAGCCUGAGGAUCUGAAAGGCAAGUUGGCUGCGGUGUGAGUCAGUGUCAUCUUACAGCCUGCAGUCAGUCUGUGAGCCCUGGAGACACGGCAGCCGACGGGGGAAGAAGCACUGGAUGGACCGAACAUGGGCUCAGAUGAGGCCUACAACUUUGUUUUUAAGGUGGUUUUAAUAGGUGAGUCGGGGGUGGGAAAGAGCAACCUGCUGUCCCGCUUCACCAAGAACGAGUUCAACCACGACAGUCGCACGACCAUCGGGGUGGAGUUCAGCACGCGGACCGUGCAGCUCAGUGGCCUCACCAUCAAGGCCCAGAUCUGGGACACGGCGGGGCUGGAGCGGUACCGAGCCAUCACGUCAGCGUAUUACAGAGGCGCUGUUGGAGCCCUGCUGGUCUAUGACAUCACCAAACACCUCACCUAUGAGAGCGUGGAGCGCUGGCUGAAGGAGCUGUACGACCACGCGGACCCUCACAUUGUGGUCAUGCUGGUGGGCAACAAGACUGACCUGGAGUCAGAGAGGUCUGUGCCCGCGGAGGAGGCCCGGGACUUCGCAGAAAAGAAAGGACUUUUAUUUCUGGAGACCUCUGCCUUGGAGUCAACAAAUGUGGAGCUAGCAUUUAAUAAUGUUCUAGCAGAGAUUCAUAGGAAGGUCAGCAGUAAGGAAGUGGUCCGGGGCUCGAUCAGUGCUGUGUCAUUAAACAGCUCCAGAGAAGAAACAAGAGAGGAGAAAAAGCCGUGCUGCAGAAACAUCUGAUCACUCCCAGCCUCGUGAUGGCUUCACUUCACCCACACUCCUGAGUCACAGCUGGGUGAGAGGCAGACCAUGCGUCGGGUCAUGAGUGCCAAAAGGUCCUCCCUGGUCCUCAAGGGUGACUGUUCCGCCUGUUACCCCGCCCGCCCGCUAACUGGAUCAGGUGUGUUCAGCCAAUCAGAGGCUUAGCAGGGGCUGCUGGGAAGCAGGCAGGCCAGUGGCCCAUGAGGACCAGGAUCGGCCGGUCCUGCCCAACCGAUGACUCUUUGAAACAAGUACAUGCUGCUCAAAAUGAAAAACGCGCUCCCUGAGGGAUAUUGGACAAAGGUCAAAAUAAAAUGAUUUAUAAUCCAUAAGAACUUUGCCUAAAAUGUAAAUGGCACAUCUGUUUUUUAUUUCUUAAAGUAAUUGGUGGAUGUUGCAUGUACAGAGUGUGCACACUGCUUCGCUUGUGACUGAUGAUCUAUAAUGAAAGUGACUGAAUUCCUGCGUAAGAAUAAAAGAUUUACUACUGCA